AGACAUCCAUCUAUUAUUUAAAAUUCAAGAUCAUCAUCACUAAUAGCAUGCAUUAUCAUCAUAUAUUCUACACAUAUGCCCUCAAACUCCCAAGAGCCAUAUAUAUAGUCUAUAGAUUCUCUCUCUCUCUCUCCCUCUCUCUCUCUCUCCCUCUCUCUCUCUCUCAUGAUAUUAUUACCAAGAUGAGCUUUUGACUCUUGCAAACAUAAACUGAUCAAUCACAUGGCAACCACAGGAGGAAUCAAACUUUGCAGUGUGAUUGCCAAAUACUUCAUCUCAAAGAUUUGUAUGGUUUUAUAGUUUGCAGCAAUCAGCAAAUCAAGAUGGAUUUUUUCGAGAACUUUGAUGGGGUUCAAGGUGGGAACUACUUAGGGUUCCAAGGGGUUGUACCAUCUUCAUCGUUGAUUCUGAAUAAUGAGAGAGGAGAGCUGAUGAUGAAUCCAUCAAGGCAAAAGAUGGGUGAUGCAGACAAGGCUUUGAUUGCUCUGAGGAAUCACAGCAAUGCCGAAAGGCGAAGAAGGGAAAGAAUCAACGCCCACUUGGCUACUCUUAGAACCCUAACUCCUGGAACCACCAAGAUGGACAAAGCUGGUCUACUAAGUGAAGUUAUCAAUCAAGUGAAGUCACUAAGGGAGAAUGUGGCGGAAGCUACUAAAGGGACGGUGGUGCCGAGCGAUAUCGAUGAAGUGAGAGUGGAAGAAGAGGAGGAUCCAAACGACGCCGCUUCCACUUCCAUCCGAGCUUCUCUCUGUUGCGAUUUCAAGCACGAGCUUCUCUCCGAUUUGAGAGAAGCCGUGGACGCUCUCCCCCACAAUGACGUGAGGGCCGAGAUUUCUACCUUGGGAACUAGGAUGGUCAGUGUUUUCGUGAUCACGGGGCUGAAAAGUCAGGUCCAGCCCCUUGUCGAUUCGAUUCGUCAGACUUUCCGUUCUAUCCUCGAUAAGUUCUAUGCAUCGGAGGAGUUCUCCUCGAGGAGUAGCUCGAGCAAGAGGCGAAGAGUGUCGUCGUUAUUCGCCUCUUCGGGCUCGUCCUCGGGUUUGUUUUGAUGAAAAUUAAAUGGUGGCAUAUGGCUUGGCAUACAUACAUAUUUUCCUAGCUAGUUUAAAUAUGAAUUGUUGUAUAAAGGGUGUGCAUGCCUUGUCAUAUGCCUUCCUCAUCCAUCUCUUUCUUUCUGCUUUUUACAUUUGAAAUAAUGUAACACAUUUAAUCAGAGUGUAUGCAAAUUAAUGUUGGGGCACUCAUUUAAUGUUUUAUUUUUAUUUUUCCUUUAUUGGCGCAAUGAGAUCAUUGUGAACAGAAAUAUUUGAUUUCGUGAAUUCUCUAUGGUCUAGGCUGGAGUUAUGAGAAUCAGCAUUUGUAUUGUAUCGAAUAUUUUGUCAAUUAAAAUUUCUCCAAUGCGAUACAUAAAUUUCAUAUUUUCAAA
Messenger RNA from Salvia miltiorrhiza (redroot sage), 1423 nucleotides. Its product is annotated as transcription factor bHLH30-like. Gene Ontology annotation, biological process: regulation of DNA-templated transcription. Lineage: Eukaryota; Viridiplantae; Streptophyta; Magnoliopsida; Lamiales; Lamiaceae. The coding region runs from base 324 to 1046 and encodes 240 amino acids. The transcript has 2 exons. The record is from RefSeq and is a predicted model, not a curated record. Gene Ontology annotation, molecular function: protein dimerization activity; DNA-binding transcription factor activity.